CAAAACCCUAGCUAUCACUUGUCAAAAGAAUCUCAGCCGUUGAUUUAUGUCUCUCUAGGGUUUAAUACCGCGCUCUUUUAUACCUUCUCUCUCCCUGCAUUGACAGAGCCGUCUCGCCCUCUCUCCGUCUCCCUCUCUGUCUCAGAUCGAGCUCUCACAAUGGCCUUUGUCAAGGCUCAGAAAACGAAGGCAUACUUCAAGCGGUACCAGGUCAAGUUUAAGAGAAGGAGAGAGGGGAAGACUGAUUAUAGGGCCAGAAUCCGCCUUAUUAAUCAAGAUAAGAACAAGUACAAUACCCCAAAGUACCGGUUUGUUGUGCGAUUUUCUAACAAAGAUAUCACUGCACAAAUUGUAUCCGCCAGUAUUGCUGGUGAUAUGGUUCUUGCUGCUGCUUAUGCCCAUGAGCUUCCUCGUUAUGGGCUUGAAGUUGGUCUUACAAACUAUGCUGCAGCCUAUUGUACUGGGCUUCUUCUGGCCCGCCGGCUCCUGAAAAUGCUUGAAAUGGAUGAUGAAUAUGAAGGCAAUGUAGAGGCUACCGGUGAGGAUUUCUCUGUCGAGCCUACUGAGACCAGGAGGCCAUUCCGUGCUCUCCUUGAUGUUGGACUCAUCAGAACUACAACUGGAAAUCGUGUUUUUGGAGCCCUCAAGGGUGCAUUGGAUGGUGGGCUUGAUAUUCCUCACAGUGACAAGAGGUUUGCUGGCUUUUCAAAGGAAAGCAAACAGCUUGAUGCUGAGGUUCAUCGCAAGUAUAUCUAUGGUGGCCAUGUGGCUGCAUACAUGAGGACCUUGAAGGAAGAUGAGCCUGAGAAGUAUCAGUCUCAUUUCAGUGAAUACAUCAAGAAAGGAAUUGAGGCAGAUGACAUUGAAGCCCUUUACAAGAAGGUGCAUGCUGCCAUCCGUGCAGAUCCAACAGCAAAGAAAUCAGAGAAGCAGCCACCCAAGGAAAUCAAGAGGUUCAACCUGAAGAAGCUCACAUAUGAAGAGAGGAGGGCGAAGUUGAUUGAACGGGUGCAGGCCCUUAACAGCGCAGUUGAAAGCGACGACGAAGAUUGAAGAGUGCAAUUGCUAGGGUUAAGAAAGGAUAUUUUUACUCCAGCACGAAGCUGCAUUCUUUCAGUUUUGUUUAAACCUGUUAAAUUUUCAAAUAUUUUAGUUUAUUUUUGGGUAAUAUUUCUGCCAUUUGGGUUUUCUAUUUUUCUAGAUGACAAGAAGAUUUUGGAACAUUAGCUCGGUAUUAAAUGCAAUUUUAAUUUUCUGUUUCUUAGUCC
This is a messenger RNA of Carica papaya (papaya), 1268 nucleotides long. RefSeq names its product large ribosomal subunit protein uL18. Lineage: Eukaryota; Viridiplantae; Streptophyta; Magnoliopsida; Brassicales; Caricaceae. The record is from RefSeq and is a predicted model, not a curated record. Gene Ontology annotation, cellular component: ribosome; cytosolic large ribosomal subunit. Gene Ontology annotation, molecular function: 5S rRNA binding; structural constituent of ribosome. Gene Ontology annotation, biological process: ribosomal large subunit assembly; translation.